UGUUUCGAGUUCAAAGUUUCAUUACCUGUACUUACCUGAAAUAAUCUGCAAGCGAUUUUGUUAUCAAUCUGUUAUCGUACCUACCUGUGUUGAUUAUAUACGAACUGGCUGGAUACCCCAAGGCAGUUUGUGAGGGAUUGCGGCGUUGUGCUUACUUAAAUAAUAUGGCAGAGGAGCCGUUGGUGAUCGUAGCCGUGAGGCUGGUGCUGGAGUUCCUAUGGACCCUCAUCGUGAUGAACUAUGAGACCUUGAAGGCCAUCUACCUGUUCUUCAUCCCGCCAGAGCCUAAAGAUGUCACCGAGGACAUUAUUUUCAUCACAGGAGCCGGUCAUGGCAUGGGCCGCGAGGUGGCGCUGCGGUUCGGCCGGCUCGGCGCGACGGUGGUCUGUGUGGACGUCAACCCUGCCUCCAACGAGGAGACCGCCAAGAUGAUCAAGGAGGAGAAGGGGAAGGCCUUCCAUUAUCAAUGCGACAUCACGAACCGUGACGCUGUCUUCAAACUGGCAGAGAAGGUCCAGAAAGAGGUCGGGGAUGUGACCAUACUCCUCAACAACGCUGGUAUCAUGCCCUGCAAGCCUCUCCUGAGGCACUCCGAGAAAGAAAUCCGGUCGAUGUAUGACAUCAACGUCCAUGGAGUUCUAUGGACCAUGCAAGCCUUCCUUCCCACAAUGUUGGAGAACAACAAAGGCCAUCUCGUGGUCAUGUCGUCCAUGGCUGGGCUGAUGGGCUUCCGCAACAUCGUGCCUUACUGCGGCACCAAGUUCGCCGUCCGGGGUAUCAUGGAGGCGCUGGCUAUGGAGCUGCACGAGGAUAAGACUAGAGCUUCGGAUGGGAUCAAAUUCACCACAAUCUACCCUACCAUGGUGAACACGGGUCUGUGCCAGAAACCCCGAGCUCGCUUCGCCAAGCUCAAUAUGGUGGAAAAGGAGUUCGCUGCCGAUCUGAUCGUGGACGCCAUCAGGAGGGAACUUACAGAGAUCUCCGUUCCUACUGAUCUCUAUUACGUUACUAGGUUCAUCUUCCGUUUGCUGCCCUACAAAGCUUUACGGGCCAUAAAUGACUUCGUCGCCACUGGCCUGGAUCCUCACGACUAGAUCCUGGAGGUAGUUAUGACAAACUGACAGUUACCUAUUAUUAAUCUAGAUUAAAUACCUAUAAGUUGUCCUGCUGGUAUCACUGUAGAAACUAGGGUAUUUUUUACUGAGUAUAUUAUGUGUGUGUAGGUAUUUGUGUUUUUUAGGUCCUGGCAUAACCUAAACUCUGAUAAAACAGUAGAGCACUUAAACAAUAAAAAACAGAUAACUAAUUACUAGCUUGUAAAAAUAUCACAAAUCUGGUUACCAUCUAAUCAAAUCAUAUGUAAUAAUAAUAUCUACUGCCAAAGAUCGUAGGUUACUCCUGUGAUAGAAAUGUAAGUAAUCCUACUACCUACCUAUAAAAUAGGGUGUUAUUAUGGAUGCAUUUUAUUUGUGUGUCUUCUUGUAUCUUAUUUUUGAUAUAAAAUAUUUAGUACGACUAUGUUUAUGUAGGUGAUAGUACUUUUUCAACAUUGAAACAGUUUAUUCAAGUUUUUAUAAGUUAUAAAAUAAAUUAUAUUGUAAAAA
Ostrinia nubilalis (European corn borer) is the source of this 1604-nucleotide messenger RNA. Its product is annotated as epidermal retinol dehydrogenase 2-like. The record is from RefSeq and is a predicted model, not a curated record. Gene Ontology annotation, molecular function: oxidoreductase activity, acting on the CH-OH group of donors, NAD or NADP as acceptor. The coding region runs from base 165 to 1094 and encodes 309 amino acids. Gene Ontology annotation, cellular component: lipid droplet. The transcript has 7 exons. Lineage: Eukaryota; Metazoa; Arthropoda; Insecta; Lepidoptera; Crambidae.